CACUUUCGCCAACUCUUCCUAGACCUUCGCCAUCGCCAUCGCCACCGCCAUGUCGGAGACCGCUCCCGCCGCGCCCGCCGCCGCGCCCCCCGCGGAGAAGACCCCCGUGAAGAAGAAGGCGGCCAAGAAGCCCUCCGGGGUGCGCCGCAAGGCGUCCGGGCCGCCCGUGUCCGAGCUCAUCACCAAGGCGGUCGCCGCCUCCAAGGAGCGCAGCGGCGUGUCGCUGGCCGCGCUCAAGAAGGCGCUGGCGGCCGCGGGCUACGACGUGGACAAGAACAACAGCCGCAUCAAGCUGGGCCUCAAGAGCCUGGUGAGCAAGGGCACCCUGCUGCAGACCAAGGGCACCGGCGCCUCGGGCUCCUUCAAGAUCAGCAAGAAGGCGGCCUCCGGGGAGGCCAAGCCCAAGGCCAAGAAGGCGGGCGCGGCCAAGCCCAGGAAGCCCGCGGGCGCGGCCAAGAAGCCCAAGAAGGCCGCGGGCUCCGCCACCCCCAAGAAGAGCGCCAAGAAGACCCCGAAGAAGCCCAAGAAGGCGGCGGCGGCGGCGGCGGCUGCGGGAGCCAAGAAAGCGGCCAAGAGCCCCAAGAAGGCCAAGGCCGCCAAGCCCAAGAAGUCGGCCAAGAGCCCGGGCAAGGCUGUGAAGUCCAAGGCCGCCAAGCCCAAGGUUGCCAAGGCCAAGAAGGCUGCCCCCAAGAAGAACCAAGAGCUCGCCUACCUGGUGGUGCUGGCAGUAGCCAGUUAUGCGGACACCAAGGUGCAGAGAAAGAACCAGGCACUCCCUCCAGGCCCAGAUAAGCAGCAAAACCAGCCAUGGCUGACCUUAGGACCAGCUGCGAUGAAUAAUGCCCCCCUGCUCUGGUGCCUGCCAAUCCAUCAGUGCAGACCACAACCCUGAAUGGACGCUCCUGAAUAUUCUAUCAAGAUGUGUCCCUGGGACCUCCCCUAAAAUCCCAGCCUUUAAAGCCCUUAGGAUGGAGGACCCAGUGCUCGCUCUCUCCAGAGCACACCCUUCCCCUGAUGGCAGGAGUAAUGGUGUUCAGGAGCCUCUAAAGUACACUCAAACCCUGUUGUCUGACUGAAUUCAACUGAACAGGACACAAGGAGAUAGUCAACACUGCUUCUGACAAUUAAAACAAGGUUCAAUUAUUUGAGAAUUCCAUGAAAAAUUGAGAUCCAAUAAAAAGCUACCAUUAGCUUCUGUCUAUGCGGUGGAACUUUACUAUGUAAAUGUCAUAAGGAAUCCAGAGAAAGACAACUACCCUAUGCUCUCACAUGCGGAACCUAAGGAACAAAACUGACAGGAUAAGAAGAGGCAUGAACACAGGGAACAGUCUGACAGCUGUGGGAGGGGAGGCCUGGGGGUGGUGGUGGGAGAAGCAAGGUGAAGGGAUUAGGGAAAGUACUU
Messenger RNA from Myotis daubentonii (Daubenton's bat), 1402 nucleotides. RefSeq names its product H1.2 linker histone, cluster member (gene H1-2). Lineage: Eukaryota; Metazoa; Chordata; Mammalia; Chiroptera; Vespertilionidae. Gene Ontology annotation, molecular function: structural constituent of chromatin; DNA binding. Gene Ontology annotation, biological process: nucleosome assembly. The record is from RefSeq and is a predicted model, not a curated record. Gene Ontology annotation, cellular component: nucleosome.